Cladophialophora yegresii CBS 114405 is the source of this 1746-nucleotide messenger RNA. RefSeq lists its product as uncharacterized. Gene Ontology annotation, molecular function: protein-cysteine S-palmitoyltransferase activity. The record is from RefSeq and is a predicted model, not a curated record. Gene Ontology annotation, cellular component: endoplasmic reticulum; Golgi apparatus. The coding region runs from base 1 to 1746 and encodes 581 amino acids. The transcript has a single exon. Gene Ontology annotation, biological process: peptidyl-L-cysteine S-palmitoylation; protein targeting to membrane. Lineage: Eukaryota; Fungi; Ascomycota; Eurotiomycetes; Chaetothyriales; Herpotrichiellaceae.
AUGCCCAGCUACUCGACUCCCUCCUCCUCGCCUCCGCCGACUCCCGGCCGCCGGCGGCGACAGUCAUGCGCCCAAAGAUGCGAGCGCGGCUGCUGCACGGUAGCCACGUACUUCCCGCUUGCAUUCGUCUACAGCAUCACCACAUGGGCAGUGUGGGUGGUGACGUCGAUAGGCUUCGGUAGCCACCGGUCAAAACAUGUGUGGUGGCUGAUACAGGCCAUCUCGCUUCUCGGAAUCACACUCUAUUGUCUGGCCAACUGGUCAUACACGGUCGCGGCGUUUACAGACCCAGGCUCGCCGCUGAAAUCGCCGACAGAGGCCUCAUCGAAAGGACGGGGUCGAUACUCGGUGCUCCCGACGCACGAGUCGGCCGCCGACCCCAGCCUCUACCAGGCCGUGACCGUCUCCUCUACGGGGGCACCCCGUUUCUGCAAGAAAUGCCAUGUGUCCAAACCGGACCGGACGCACCACUGCUCGACAUGCAAGAGAUGUGUGCUAAAGAUGGACCAUCACUGCCCCUGGCUCUCCACCUGUCUGGGGCUACACAACUACAAGGCCUUUGUGCUCUUUUUGAUCUACACGUCGCUGUUCUGUUGGGCAUGUUUUGCCAACGCGGCGUGGUGGAUGUGGAAGGAACUGUUCGAGCAGAGCGGCUACCUGGACGAGGUCGCGCCCGUCAACAUCAUCCUGCUGUCCGUCAUUGCCGGCAUCAUCGGCCUGGUCUUGACGGCCUUUACCGGGUGGCACAUUUACCUCUGCACGAAAGGGCAGACGACGAUUGAAAAGCUGGAGAAGACGCGGUACCUCAGCGGCGUGAGGGCGCAGGUCGAAUGCAACCGCCAGGACCAGCAAUUGAACCAUCAUCGCCGAGAGGCCUCCGAGGGGGUUGCCGGGCGAUUGCAGCGCGCGGGCGAGCAAUUCCUCGAAUGGAAUGCCAAUGCCGUGCCGGGUGCCUCGCGCUAUGAGGAAGGCGAGGAACAUACCUCGCCAGCCCCGAGCGUGUACGACUCCAACAGCCGCCAUUUCCCUCGGGCACAACAGCAUGCCGACACAGCAAGCGACACGCCCGCCCUGCGCGCCCUCCGGAGAACAUACUCCCACUUGGAAGCCGAGCGCGAGCGCGACCGCUACGCGGAGUACCUUGACGACAAAGACUCGGAGGACAUGCCCAAUGCGUUUGAUCUCGGCUGGCGUCGGAACCUCAACCACCUCUUCGGCCCCAACCCACUGCUCUGGGCCCUGCCCAUCUGUAACACCACGGGCGACGGCUGGCGCUGGGAGGUGAGUGCCAAGUGGAUGGCCGCGCAGGAGGAGGUGGCGAGGCGAAAAGACCGCAGGUUGGCCGCAAUGACCCGAGAUCAGGGCGCGAAUGGACAUGCAGGCUACGAGCAGGACAGAGAUCGAAGGUCGCAAUUGUACCAUCACGGCUACGACGGACAAGACGAGACCCAGCAGCUCCAGCAACACCAACAGGGUCCUCACCACGCCGACUUAUACUCCCGCAGCGCCGUGUCGAUGAAGCACCUCCCCCCGCAUGCCUUGGGAUCCACUUCCUCCUCAUCAGAGCGAAGCAGGAGACGGCAGAGACGCGACUUUGACCACGCCGAGCCGUUUGAAGUAAGUAGCAGUGAGGAUGACGAGGACGAGGACGACAAUGACACGGAUUCUGACGUUGGAUAUAAUGACAACGAGAAUGACGCGGAACGGGGCUGGGCCAGCACCAGGCGGAAUCGUUCACUCCGAUGA